Eremothecium cymbalariae DBVPG#7215 is the source of this 489-nucleotide messenger RNA. RefSeq names its product Bns1p (gene BNS1). The coding region runs from base 1 to 489 and encodes 162 amino acids. The transcript has a single exon. The record is from RefSeq and is a predicted model, not a curated record. NCBI's taxonomy places the organism in Eukaryota, Fungi, Ascomycota, Saccharomycetes, Saccharomycetales, Saccharomycetaceae.
AUGCAAGCUACUACUGGCACGUUAUCUACGACGACUGGCACGAAGUUAUCGGUAGGAGUAGACCAGACUCAUAAGAGCUCUACCAAGACGACAAAAGCAUCCACAGAUGUCACGGCGAAACCUGUUCCACCAUCUGCCCUCAGCAAGAGUGUGCCCAAGGCAUCUUUGAAGCCUCUAGGAGUUGCAGCGAGUAAAUUUCAGCCUUUACAUCAGAAGCCCGCUAAUGCCUUGAAUGUGCAUCCAUUGACGGGGUCAGCAUCUUUUGUUCACAAAAGUAUCCACAAGUCGAUGUUUAAGAAGCAGCUUCCAUCGCAGCACCUCAAGGAUAAGUUUGCUUCUCCCACAGACAGCUUGCUUUCGCCUUGCUCUCAAAAGUUGAAUGAUCACAAGUCGAAGCUAUUCAAGGCCAAGCUGAAUCCGACUAGGUUGAAUUUCACCACGACAGCGAACGCUGCUGAUGACAGCGAUGAGGAUAUUGAUGAUAUUUAG